Messenger RNA from Musa acuminata subsp. malaccensis (wild Malaysian banana), 1586 nucleotides. Its product is annotated as probable protein phosphatase 2C 32. NCBI's taxonomy places the organism in Eukaryota, Viridiplantae, Streptophyta, Magnoliopsida, Zingiberales, Musaceae. The record is from RefSeq and is a predicted model, not a curated record. Gene Ontology annotation, molecular function: cation binding; protein serine/threonine phosphatase activity. Gene Ontology annotation, biological process: peptidyl-threonine dephosphorylation.
GAAAUAUUGCCGUUCGGGGACGAUGUCGUGUUCCGUGGCGAUUGCGAGCUCACCGGCGUUCUCGCCUUCUCGCUUAUCGAUCUCGUGCAAGGGGUCCCCGGAAAACCUGGCCCUGAAUCCUUGCUCUCCCUCGGCGUCGCCCCGCUCAUGCUCGUCCUCGCCUUUCAGGCCGCAGCGGUUCCAGAGAGCGCCGAGCGGGCUUCGGGAGGUCGGUGCCGGGAUCAGCACCUCAUCCUCUCCCUCCGGAUUGGCUGUUGACGCGCCCUCGUCCUCGUCCCCGCCUCCGUCGAGUUCGGGUGGGUCCUGCUCGGUGUCGAAGAGGAAGAGGCCAGCGCGGAUCAAUAUCCCGUUGGCCAAGGCAUUGACUUUUGCGCCCGAGGUGUCUGAUGAUUGGAGAGAGGUGGAGGCGGAGAGCGCGAGGUAUACGGUGUAUUGCAAGAGGGGAAGGAAGAGGUUGGUGAUGGAGGAUCGACAUAAGGUGGCGCUGGACCUCAAUGGCGACCCCAAACUGGCUUUCUUUGGCAUUUUUGAUGGCCAUGGAGGCAAGAGGGCUGCUGAAUUCGCUUCCGAGAACUUGGGCGAGUUCAUAGCAGAAGAAAUGGUGACAACUAGUGGAGCGGGCGCCAACGACGUAGCGAAAGCUGUUAGGAUCGGGUACUUGAAAACCGACGCAGAGUUCUUGAAGGAGGAGGCGGAUGGAGGCGCUUGCUGCGUCACCGCCCUGCUUAGAGAUGGUGAUCUUAUUGUUUCUAAUCUCGGGGAUUGCCGUGCUGUGCUGAGCCGAGCCGGUAAAGCAGAGGCCCUCACGUCUGAUCACCGACCCUCUCGAGAAGAUGAAAGGGACCGAAUCGAGAGCCUUGAUGGUUACGUGGAUUACUUCCGAGGAGCAUGGCGAUUACAAGGUUCCCUUGCCAUAUCCAGGGCAAUCGGAGAUUCACAUCUCAAACAAUGGGUUAUACCAGAGCCGGAGACCAGAAUCAUUAACAUCGAAGCAGAAUGCGAGUUCUUGAUUCUAGCAUCGGAUGGGCUAUGGGACAAGGUUAGCAUUCAGGAGGCUGUAGACGUAGCACGACCAUCGUGUAUCGACGCUGAUAGUGCAUCAUCAUUGUCUGCUUGCAAGAACCUUGUCGAUUUAUCUGCUAAACGAGGAUCAUUGGAUGAUAUAAGCGUUAUGAUUGUGAAGCUGCAGCAUUAUGUUUGAAAUCAAAUACCCGAUAGCAUAAACACACGGCAUUUUGUUGGAAAAUUGGAGGAUGCAAAUCUUAUGAUGACGAAUUGCAGCAUUUUGGUCGAAAGGAUCCGUGUGUUCUUCACUGGCGUUGACUCCUUUGUCAGGGCCAUGAAGUUGUGACGAGCAUCAACACAUCGGAGAAGAAUGCUUUUGCACUCAUCAUCAUUGGAAUUAGGCAUUUUUUUUCAGUUUUAUUUUGAUUCUUUCGAAUUUUACUAACUCACAUUGUAAUUGACUUUUAGAAAGCAGCCAUAUUGAUAUGUAAGAUCUAAUCUCCUCUUUUGGCUGAAGUCAAACAGUUCUUCUGCUGGACUCAAAACUUGUUCCUUUUGGUUGGCUUAGAAAGACUUGACUA